Messenger RNA from Parnassius mnemosyne (clouded apollo), 2451 nucleotides. NCBI's taxonomy places the organism in Eukaryota, Metazoa, Arthropoda, Insecta, Lepidoptera, Papilionidae. The record is from the annotation of a GenBank genome assembly.
AUGGCGUUCCUACUAUGGAUAUCUGCGCUCGCUAUUCUAGCGCCCCCUGUACGCUUGCAAGGUAAUGGGGCACGUGAGAGUGGUGCGGCGCAACCUUCCCUUGCAAUCGCGCUGUCUAUGCGCUCGCGUGCGAUUCAAGACAGUCGAUGCUACCUGAUGAACGGCGGGGCAGUCGAGAGCUUUUUCAUAAGCGAAGACACGCCGGUUGGCAGUGUAAUCGGUACGCUAAGCGUGAACGGCGACCCAAGCCCGACGGGCGACAUCUCGCUAUCGGUACAGGAGCGGGAGGCUGCGCUUCGCAUCCCGGCUGGCAGCAAGAACCUCACGCUCGCACGCGCGCUGGACCGCGAGCAGCGCGCCGGCCCCGCCAGCCUUUACGUCAACGUGCGCUGCGACAGACGCGGCACCACUGAUCCCAGCUUCAUAAUCCCGGUGUCGGUACGCGUGUGGGAUGUAAACGACAACGCGCCGGAGUGGAUCGGGGCGCCGUACGAGGCGCGCGUGUCGGAGCUGGCGAGCGUCGGCAGCCGCGUGCUGGCGGCGCCGGCGCGCGACGCGGAUCAGCCCGGCCCGCACGCCACCGUGCACUACGUAGUGCUGCCCGGCCCGCACAGCGAGUUCAUCGGGUUCGCGAACGAACUGGACAGUACAUUAGUGGUGAAGAAGCCACUGGACUAUGAGAAAGUGCGCAACUUCACACUAACGCUGCGCGCGCAAGAUGCAGGCACGCCACCGCGGUACAGCGACACGCAGCUGACUGUACGUGUACUCGACGCAGACGACCAGAACCCCAAGUUCACGCACGACCACUACACCGCACUUGUACCAGACGACGUCCAAGAGGGUACAAUACUGAAGACAUCGCCGGGUCCAAUAGCGGCCGCGGACCAGGACGUGGGCAUCAACGCCCCGCUGUACUACUCGGUGGCGAGCGAGGCGGGCGGCGCGGCGCUGGUGCGCGUGGAGCGCGAGUCGGGCCGCGUGGCCGCCGCCGCCGCGCUGCACCUAGCCGACCUGCCCGCCACCAUCGUCAUCAAGGCGACGCAGGUGGACAACGCAGACCGCUACGCGCUCGCGGCGCUGGAGCUGUCGCGGGCGGCGCCGCGGCGAGUGCGCUUCCUGCGGCGCGCGUACUCGGCGCGCGUGCGCGAGGACGCCGCGCCCGGCGCGCUGCUGCUGGCGCUGCACACCACGCCGCCGCAGACUCCUCUUCAGUUCUACGUAUCAGACAAAAGUUUUCUGGACAAGUUUGCAAUUAACAGUGCCGGUGAAGUGUUGUUGAAAAAGUCGCUCGAUUACGAAACAACGGACUCCUACAACUACCAGGUUAUGGUUACCGACGGAGUUAGUAACGAUACGGCAGCAGUGAACAUAACUGUGCUGAACGUCAACGAGUGGGAGCCGCGAUUCCGUUUCCCGCACUAUGAGUUUCAACUGGACACAGAUGCUAUGGAGGAUGAGAGUGGCGAUGUAGCCGCGAGCGGGCUGGUGGCGGUGGGGCAGCUGGAGGUGCACGACGGCGACCGCGCCGACUCCGUCUCGCUCACACUCCACGGCACGCACGCUCCGUUGUUCUACAUAAACGACUCGGGCGAGAUGUUUCUACGACGAGAAGCAUUAGCAACAAUGAAUUCAUCGGUUCUGCACGUCGUAGCUACUGCUAUAGACUCCGGCGAUCCACCAAGACAGACGUCGGUGCCGGUGUCAGUGCGUGUGGUGGGGCGCGGGUGGGGUGCGAUGGGGGGCGCGCAGGACGGCUUCGUGGGGCCGCGGGGCGUGGCGCUGGGCGCGCUGGGCGCCGCGCUAGCGCUGCUGGCGCUGUUCGUGCUGGUGCUGCUCCUCUACAUCUGCCGCAGGCGAAGACGGCGAAGUAAAAACGACAGCGCUUCUGCUCUCACCCUGCCACCGGAGGAGCCCCCUAGUACGAUGGGUGUAGGGAGUGUGGGCAGCACAGGAGGAGGGAGGAAUGCGGGGAGUGCGGGGAGUGCGGGGAGUGCGGGGGAGGCGGCGGCGGGCGGCGCGCGCGCCGAGUCGCCGCGCAGCGUGUCGGCCGGCGCCAGCACCAUCCUGGCCGGCUCCACCGCCAGCCUGGACCCCGCCGACACUGGUCACUACCCACCUCACGUUUUAUUUAUAAACUAUAACGGUGAUAAACGAACACGCAGUCCACCUGAUGGUGUGCCAGUGAAUAGGCAAUCACAACGAUUCCCUGCCAAAAGCAAAGUGGCGCCCGCGCCACCCGUACUGACAAACGGCACGGCGCUGAUGAGCGACCACCUGCACGCGCGCGGCGCCGGACGCUCCGGCGUGGCCUGGCCCAGCGCCACCAUUCCGGCGCGCGUCAAGAAGCUCAGCUGGGAUGACGCACAGGGCAGUGCUGAGAGGGUCGAAGUGAACGAGGCGACCAACUCGGCGGUCGCCGAGAACAUGAACCUCACGGUCUACUUUUGA